AUGACCUGGUACAAGAGUCUCCCAGAUGAGUUCAUCACAUCAUGGAAAGGACUCGGCUGGCUCUUCUCGAGGCACUUCACGGCCUCUUGCAGACACCCCAAAUUAGAAGCCUCGUUGGAGGCCAUUAGCCAGGGGAAAGACGAAUCUCUUCGGGCGUAUAUUGAAAGGUUCAACAAGGAGGCCGUCCAGGUCUGCACUAUGGCGGACAUGAAAAAAUAUCUUUUGGAGCAGGGCCUUCAGCCUCAGUCCGACUUUGCCAAGGCCGUGGGCAUCGAGACACCGGGCACGUUAGACGCUUUCUUCCUCAAAGCACACGCGUAUAUUCAAUAUGAAGAGAAAGAGACCUCCCACGCGGUUCGAAACUCCAGACAGGAGGAAAGCGCUAAACGUACCUGCCAUGAAGAGAGUUCUCGGCGGGGAAACGACAAGAAGAAAGAAUACAAGAGUCGCGAUGCCAAAGAUUAUAAAGGUCCAGCCGAGAAGUUUCGAGAGUAUAACCCUCUGAACGCGUCCCGAGAGCGUAUUCUGACCGAGUUUGUUAAUGUUGAAUUCCAGACGGGAAAAUUUCGCUUCCCGAAGUCUAUGCCAGCGAGGCCGAACGUGGACAAAUCGAAGUACUAUAGGUUCCACAAAGGCCACAGGCAUAACACCGAAGAUUGUAUCCACUUGAAGGAUGCGGUUGAGAUACUAAUCAUGGAGGGACAUCUCAAACAAUACGCCAAAAAGCAAGAGACUCCCAAAGAAACGAAGGCAAUAGCCGAAGAACAACCAGCCGAAGACACCUCCACCCUCCAAGUCGCUAUGAGUGUGACCCCACCAGAGGACUUUUAUAUCCCAGACAGGGUCGGUGCCUCGAUGUUCUUAUCUUCGCAUAGCCCGUGGGAGUCAUUCCCUUCCGCGAUGGUGAUAUCCGGGGGAGGAUUCAGCAAACUAACCGUGGGUUCCGUCAAACAAAAGUUCGAAGAACUCAUAUCGGCUAGUUCAAGCAAGACAGCCACGCUCGACCUAUCCAGAAGAAGUUCCGCACUAAUCGCGUUCUAUAAGGAAGAGCUUCCCUAUGGUACUCCCACCGCCACGAUUCCACUGCUCAUUCGCGCUCGGAUGGCCAACUUUGAUGUCCGGCGCAUUCUGGUCGACCAAGGCAGUUUUGUCGACAUCAUGUACUCUCAAUUAUUCUCCACCCUACAAUUGGACAAAAUCCACCUUACUCCUACGUGGGAUCAGACCUGUAGGGAUUCAAUGGGACUGUCACUAAACCAUAGGGCUUCGUGGAGUUGA
Messenger RNA from Vicia villosa (hairy vetch), 1278 nucleotides. RefSeq lists its product as uncharacterized. The coding region runs from base 1 to 1278 and encodes 425 amino acids. The transcript has a single exon. Lineage: Eukaryota; Viridiplantae; Streptophyta; Magnoliopsida; Fabales; Fabaceae. The record is from RefSeq and is a predicted model, not a curated record.